Molecule: messenger RNA, 681 nt
Organism: Capsella rubella
Lineage: Eukaryota; Viridiplantae; Streptophyta; Magnoliopsida; Brassicales; Brassicaceae
Exons: 1
Coding region: 124-531 (135 amino acids)
Source: RefSeq, a predicted model, not a curated record
AGCGUAGAAUCAAAGCAAGCCAUUUGGAAAAGAAAAAAAAAAAGAAAAAUCCAUAAUCCCACUACAUAAUAAUUUCAUAUAAACCAACACCCAUAAUUAAACAUCCAUGUAAACAAAGAGAGGAUGCAGAGAGGAAAAGAUGAUGACAAGAGAGGCUUUUGCCGCUGGUUUUUCAGGUUGGUGGUGGUUAAACUCAUGGCCGGUCACAAGGAAGGCAACUCUGACUCUGUGACAAAGAAACUGAUCAAGAAGGAGUCAAAAUCUGAUAUCACAAUCUAUUUCAAGCAACGAGAAGACUCGGAGGACAACGCUAAUCCCAUCAAUAUCUCAAACUCCGAGAAAGAGAGGGUGAUCAUGCUCGUUAAUGGUAGUAACGGCCCAAAGAAGAGCAUAUCGAGUGAGCCGAUCGUUAGGCGAUCACAGAAUGGAGCUGAUAAAUCACAACCGCCGAAGCCGCUUUUGAAUGAUAUAAAUAGGAAAUCACAUGCUUUCAUUGAGAGUAGACUCGAGAAGAUGCGGAAAGGCUUAUAGCCUUGAACCAAACUACAUGAUCACCUCUCUCUCUCUGUUUUGCACAGACAAGACUCUUCCUCAUAUCACAUCAUAUACUAUAUUAUAUGUCUAAGGAAUCAUAUCUAAGUUUUUUCAUCAAUUCAUUUAUAUUGCCUGCAUUCUCAUAAA